Molecule: messenger RNA, 2544 nt
Organism: Kwoniella botswanensis
Lineage: Eukaryota; Fungi; Basidiomycota; Tremellomycetes; Tremellales; Cryptococcaceae
Exons: 3
Coding region: 1-2544 (847 amino acids)
Source: RefSeq, a predicted model, not a curated record
AUGAAGUCGUUAUUCAGCAAUUUAGCGAAACGUGCCAAUCCGCAAUCCAACACACCCUCCGACGAUCAGUCUCAAUCUCACACUUCAUCGACGGGCGCACCAGUCUUAUCACCCAUCUCAACUGGAAAUUCGAUCUUACCUAUCUCUUCCACCCCUUCUGUACCUAUACCUACGUCCGCAUCCGAGAGAUGGGCUAGACCCAAUCUACCCAGCUAUGCUGUAUCUAGAGCAGAAGACGCCAACGCAGAUUUACCAGAAUAUCAAGAUGCUGUUGCGGUCGGUCCUUCAUCGAAUAAUGAUGAGGGUUUUCUCGAUCGUGCAGCUGCAGAAUACUUUGGUACUUCAUCUACUAGGCAUACCGACGAGCCCCCUCGACUUACUUCAGCCUCACCAACAGAAGAAUUCGCUUUAGACAUCUCAGAGGAAAGUGUACCAUCGUUGGAGGUCGAAGAAGAUGACGAUGAUCCUCUUAUUCCUCGUCGUAGGAUAUUAGAUUCCCACGAACACGGUCAAUCAUAUAGGAGAAAUACAUUUAGUGUAUUUGAGGCCUCACAUCAACGACCGACCAUCGCGUCCAACCUCAGCAGCUCAUUAGAUAAUCGUAAUGGAUUUGUCGAUUUGCCCAUUCCCACAUCUGAACCUCCAAUCUAUUCACCUUCCCUAGGUCGCGAUGAACUCCGAUUGAUUUCUACUGUACACUUAUCAGCUGAUCAUCCAGCUUCGGCAUAUUUCAAUGCUAUCGCUCAAUCCCCUCCUCCUCCUGCUGGCCCAUCGUCCUCCAACAUUGUAGCUGGUGGAGACUCGGAUAUAAGUACGGGUGGGAAGAAGCUGAAGUUGAUCUUAACGAGAGGAGGAAGAAGAAUGAAUGCCAAUGGGACUGGACCGCUGUAUAUCAAGUUGGGUAGAGAAGAUUGGGUGGAAGGGAGGAUCGAGGUUGGGAAAGUGGAUAGAGCAGUCGGUUUGGAAGUUGCCAUCAUAGGCAUGAUAAAUGUCUCAUACUACGUCAGAGGUCAAUAUACCGUAUUGGACACUUUACCAAUGGCGAGAAACAAAAUACAAUUAUUCCCAAACCCUUCAUCUUCAGACGAUACCUCUACCAAUCGACAAGACCAACCUCCUACGACCUCUUCGAAUGAUAACCAGUCGAGUAUAGAUACUCCAGGAUUAGAUGAUCCACCGGAACCCUCGACAUCUUCUUCAACGACCAAUCUCCUUACCCCAUCUGCUGAACCAUUAUUUAACAAAGAUGGUCUACCGAUGAUACCGCCCAAUACCUCAUUUCGGUUCUCCCUCCAAAUGCCUACAUGUCAUUACAAGGACACCAACUCGGAAUUACCAUCGUCCUGCGAUCUGCAGCAAGUGGGUAUGCAAGCUAACGUCGAAUAUGUCUUGAGGGUCAAAUUGAUCAGGAAAGGGUUACGGUUCAACGAAACUAUAACCGUACCUAUCAUAUAUGAGCCCCGAGCGUAUAUAACCCCUCGUCGAAUUCGAGCGCUCACCUCUGAUGAUCCUCUAAAUCCCGGAUGGCGUACAAUCGAAUUGCACGGCGGUAAACCUAAGAUCAAAACUAAUUUACCUGUUCCAGCAGGAAGUGAGGGGCCAGGUAUAGAAGUCAGCUUAUUGUUACCUUCACCACCUAUUUUAUUCUUACCUUCCUCCGGUGAACUUCCUUCAUUCCCCUUUCAUCUUCAUUUCCACUCCACUUUGCCUCAUGUACUAUCGACCUUCUCCAAUCCCCGGGAAAGUAAGUUUGUCAUUAGGUUAACGAGGGUGACGAUCUUUAGGAUUGGGAUUGAAAGGGAGAUUAGAAGGAUUGAGAUACCCACCAGGGCUGAAGUCUGGCAAGAAGGAGGAGAAAGAAUUAUGUUGGGUUUAGAAGGAAUGAUGAAUGAUGAAAAUAACAGAAGAAGAGGAUCGACCGCAUCGACCGUAGAUCGCAGAGAUUCGACCGGUAAUGAUACCGCUCACGGGCUAAGCUCAAGUGUGCCGACUUCAAGUAACAUGGCUGAAGGAGGACCUUUAAGAAGGUUCAGCUCUGCUGGAUCAACAAAUACGACUGAUAAUGCGAAUAUCAAUACGAGAAGGAAGUCUCUUUUGGGAGAUAGAAGGGGAUCACUCAGUGGAUUGAUGAAAAGAAGAGGAUCAAGUUCGAGUCAAACUCCCACCGGAACGUUAUCAUCAUCGCCAAUUACGUCAAAUCUUCCACCUACAAUAGAUGAGGACCAUCCUCAUCAUACUCAUACUCCAUCAGAAAACGCUAAUGUCAAUGAUGAGAUGGUACCUGUCGAUAUGACGUCUACGGAAGUACAUCUCAAAGGAUUAAUAUCACUUAAACCAUUCUCCAUCUCAUCUUCCUCAUCCCCCGCGGAUGAUAGGAGAGGAACAGAGUUGUUGAGGAAAUUGAUGGUUCAAUCGUUUAUCGUACCGGAGAUGACAUUGACGUACGUGUUGGAAAUUGGGAUUGAACCUAGAAGAGGAUCGGUGAAAGAGAAUUUCGGACAUGUUUGGGGUGGUGGUGUCAUUGAGGUUGUUUGGGGUAGGUAA